AUGUCCAACGUCCACAACAGUCACGUUGCCUACACAAUUCCCCUUGCAAUAGCCUUGUCCCUUAUCCUAGGGCCUUUAUUGUCGCGACGGGAUAUCUACAAGAUAUGCUUCCUGCAAUUUGUCGCUGUCACGUACACAAUUCCCUGGGAUUCCUACCUUAUCAGAACCAGGGUCUGGACAUACCCACAAGAUGUUAUUCUAGGACCGACACUGUUUGACAUCCCUGCUGAGGAAGUCUUCUUCUUUAGCAUUCAGACUUAUAUUACCACAUGUCUACAGAUCCUCCUCAACAAACCAAUUCUCACUGCAAUUCACUUGCAUAAUGAAUCGGACCUUCUCGACCCCGUUGGCAAGUCGCUAUGGCCAUGGAAGCGAGCAGGCCAACUCGUUUUCUCGCUGGGCUCGGUGAUUCCAGUCCUUCUGCGCGAAGGUGACACCAAAGGCCAAUACAUGCGACUCAUUUUGGUCUGGGCAUGCCCGGUAAUGUUGAUGCUCUGGACAUUUGCUUACCAACUCCUUCUUACAUUGCCAUGGACAACAACCUGGUUGCCUAUCACUGCUCCGACAUUAUAUCUGUGGGUCGUGGACACGUUGGCUCUUCGCAGGGGUACCUGGAGUAUUGAAUCGGGCACCAAGCUCGGGAUUCAAGUUUGGCCCCAUCUGGAACUCGAAGAAGCCGUCUUCUUCCUUCUGACAAACACCCUUAUCGUAUGGGGCGCAGUCGCCUUUGACAAUGCCGUGGCUAUUCUCGACUCUUUCCCCGUCCAUUUCACUACGGUCCCCGGGAUCCCGCCUCCGACCUUGAUGUUCAAAGCUUUACUUCUCCCUACAUCGGAUUAUGACACCGCCCGUCUCGAGGGUUUACGAAAUGCACUUACAGUCCUUGCUCAGAAAAGCCGAUCAUUCUAUCUGGCCUCAGGUGUCUUUGCAGGCCGUUUGAGGAUUGACUUGAUCCUUCUGUAUGCAUUUUGCAGAGUGGCUGAUGAUUUGAUCGAUGAUGCACCUUCGGCAGAGGAGGCAGACAAAUGGGUGCAGCAUUUCACCAAUUUCCUCAAUAUUGCGUAUUCGUCAAAGGGGAAUCGGAAGCGGGUGCAGCAGGCUCUCGAUCCAUUCCCGCCGAAAGCCCAGUCUAUCCUAGUACUCCUUCCGACGGAGAAGCUGCCUUCAGGGCCACUCUACUCACUUCUCGAUGGCUUCCGUAUUGAUCAAGAAUUUUUCAACACUGGAUCCAGGCAAAAUCCGCCGAUCAAGACUUUUGCCGACCUUGAGCGCUAUGCAAGCUGUGUUGCAGGAACCGUAGGUGAAUUGUGCUUGAAUCUCAUCUAUUACCAUGAUCCCGACCAAGGAACUCCCGCAGAGACAAAAGGAAAGUGUCUCACUGCCGGCGCGAAAAUGGGUCGAGCAUUGCAGUACGUCAACAUUGUCCGAGAUGUCAAGACAGACGCCGAUGUUGGCCGAUGCUACAUUCCUAGCGACUGGUUUGACAAAUCGACACAAUGUUCCGCCGAAUUUCGAACCGAGGAAAUUCCGCAUCAUCGGAAAAGGAUAUUAGACAUCGCAUUCACGAUCUAUGCCGAGAACAGAGACGCGAUUGACGCGCUGCCGUACUAUGCGCGGGGUGGCAUCCGAGUCGCCGUCGAGAGUUACAUGGAGAUCGGCCGGGUCCUGCGUGAACGGAUGCGCCAAGGCAGACCUCUAGAUUUCGCGGGCAGCGGCAAAAAGGGACGGUCCAGCGUACCCAAGCUCAGGAGGAUAUGGGUUGGAUGGAAGACAAUGAUGGGAAUGAGGGGCGCCGUGUGA
Molecule: messenger RNA, 1800 nt
Organism: Cladophialophora psammophila CBS 110553
Lineage: Eukaryota; Fungi; Ascomycota; Eurotiomycetes; Chaetothyriales; Herpotrichiellaceae
Exons: 4
Coding region: 1-1800 (599 amino acids)
Biological process (GO): biosynthetic process
Molecular function (GO): intramolecular lyase activity; geranylgeranyl diphosphate synthase activity
Source: RefSeq, a predicted model, not a curated record